Molecule: messenger RNA, 1495 nt
Organism: Portunus trituberculatus (swimming crab)
Lineage: Eukaryota; Metazoa; Arthropoda; Malacostraca; Decapoda; Portunidae
Product: DENN domain-containing protein 11-like
Cellular component (GO): lipid droplet
Source: RefSeq, a predicted model, not a curated record
AAUAAAUAAAUGUAAACACGAACGCUUAAAAUGGCGGGAGGGAGGCAAGCCAGCCAUUGACCAACAAAAACCACAUAAAUCAUUAAAAACAACGAAAAUAAAACAUGGCCGGCGGAUACACACUACUAAAUGACCCGGCGGAAAGAGAGAAGGAUAAAAAGACCAAUGGCGGCAAUAUGGAGGGCGAGAAAGAGCCAUUACGAGUACCAGAUGACACUUUGACCCCAGAGUUGACCUGUGUCCCGCCUGACCCGCCCCGUGACCUCAUCAGCGUGUUCGUGGUGACCUUUGACCCCAAGGAAGGAAACCUUCUGGAGUGGAGUGUUCCCAAGGGCGUGUCUCUGGAUGGCAUUGAGUUCCGAGCCCUCAUCAGCGGAGCACACACCAUCACCUCGGAUUUCAUAUACUUUCGGCAAGGGGACUUCUAUGGGGCGGCCUGCUACAAGAAGAUGGAGCUGUCAUCGGAGGUGGAACGGGGGGUGAGGAUGAAGAGUGUGGGUGUCAUCGUGGCCCACUACACCCACCUACACCCACACCUCACCCACCUCGCACACUUCGUCAGAUAUAUACUAUGUCACCCGGGCCACUAUGAGACCCUAGAAGAUUAUUUCCACACCCGCCGAGCCCCUCCCCUCCGACCAGCUGGCACGGCCCCCCCAGAGUUUCCCAAGGAGGUUCGCCCGCCCCCCAGACACCCGCCACCCCUGCCACGCCCUCCUCCCCAGCUCUACAGGUGUGUUUGUGCACUAUUCACCACAACACCCCAAGAGAGAGAGGAUCCAAGCCUUCACCAGUUACUACAAGCACUUGGUGACCAGCUAGUGUACAUCUGGCGCGCUUCACUGCUCUGUAAACGCAUCCUUCUAUUUUCUGAGCCUCCUAUUGGCCGCAAGUGUCUCUGGGUCCACUGGCUCUCCCUUCUGGGGGCUCACGGAACUCCUGGCCUGCCCUCAGCUCUACUCCGGCCUCUCUACUAUGUUAGUUUGGCCGAUUUAGACCUCCUGGCAGAACAGCAUGCGUAUGUGGCCUGCACCACAGAGAAGAUAUUUGAGGAGAAACCUGGCAUUUACGACCUUUAUAUAGAAGGCCACAAAGUUCGCAUUACCCAGAAACACCCAGCUGUCACCACAAUCACCACCGAAGAUAGACUGCGAGUAUCGGCCUUACUUUCGCAGCCUGACCUUACUCCUCGCGACCUUUAUUUGUUCUUUAAGGAGCUGAAUGACAGUAUUUUUGCGGUUUUAUACAGGGCUAGUGGUCCCGGGGGCUCUGGGGUAGUGGGGGCUGAGGAUCUUGGGGCUGUGGGGCUGAGGGCUGAGGAUUGUGGGUUUGUAAGGGAGUUAGUGGCAACGCAUGGGUUUGACGUGAGUGUGAAGAGUCGUGGGUGUGUGUGUUGCCCCUGUGUGUUGUGACGUGUGUGUGUGUGUGUGUGUGUGUGUGUGUGUGUGUGUGUGUGUGUGUGUGUGUGUGUGUGUGUGUGUCUGUGUUGAUUUGA